UCUACAGACCACGGGCGCGGAAGGGCGGGGAGUCGCGGAAGGGCGAAAGGAGGCGGCAGUAGCAGCAGUAGCAGCGAGUCGUCUGGGGCACUACUUGAACGUUCAGUUUAAUUAAAAUCGUUCCCUUCAAUCUACUCGUCAACGAUGGCCGGAGUGAACUCGCUGGACGGGGUGAAGAUGAAGAUCAAGACGCUGCAGCAGCAGGCGGACGCGGCGGAGAGCCGCGCGGCCGAGCUGGAGCGCGCCGUGCGGGCCGAGGAGUCGGUGCGAGCGCAGGCGGAGGCGAAGGCGGCGCAGCUGCGCGACAUGAUUGCGGAAAAGGAGGAGAAGCUGGACACCACGCUGGAGCAGCUCAACAGCGCGCUGCGGCGUCUUGAAGAGGCCGAGAAGGUGGCGGACGAAAGCAAGCGGGGCACGCGUGUCAUCGAGUCGCGCGCUGUCAAGGAGCUGCAGCGUCUGGGGCGCCAAGAGGACCAGCUGCGCGAGGCCAAGAUGAUCGCGGAGAACGCUGACCGCAAGUUUGAGGAGGCAACUAACAAGUUUGUCCACCUGGAGAGUGAAAUGGAUAAGUUGGACGAUCAUGCCAAGCAUUCAGAAUUCCGUGCCAAGCAGCUGGAGGAGGAGCUCAGAUUAAAGUCUGCACAGCUACAGUCACUGAAGGCGGGCGAAAAGAAGUACGUGCUGAAAGAGAACAAGUGCGAGGAUGAGCUGAAGAUGCUGCGCUCAAAGCUGCGAGAGUACGAAAACCGUGCUGACGUCGGGCAGAGGAACGUCACCAAACUGGAGCAGCAGGUGGACUACAUGGAAGAGCAACUGAUCAAAGCCAAGGAGGAAAACAUGGAAAUCAACAGAGUCCUCGAUCAAACACUCAACGAGCUCAACAGCAUCUGAGCUGCAUGCGUGCUGUGUGCUUGGUGCGUGCUUGGUGCGUGCUGCGUGCUUGCUGCGUGCUUGCUGCGUAUUUGUGUGCGUGCUGCGUGCUUGCUGCGUGCGUGUGCUGCAUUACGUGAGCCCCUGCACGCACUUCAAACACAGCCGCCUCUUCAUGCGACCAGAGGAGGCUUCGGAAUUUAAACGCUCUAAUUGCGUUAAUGUCAAAUAUGCUUGAAAAAAUAAAUGUGUGCACCCACGUGCUGCUGCUACAUGCUGCAGGGUGGCAGCGCAGUGGUAACACUCGUGCCUAACAGCAAGAAGGACCUGACGUUGAUUAUCGACUCGGGCGCGUGGAGUUUGUAUUUUCUCCCUCUGUUCUGCAUAUGGGUUUCUACCAGCUUCUCCAGUGUCCACCCAUAGCUAAAAUAACCACGCAAUGUAACUGACAUUGGCCAAACAGCCCAUUGCUGAAAAAUUAUCUACAAAUAAUUCGAUUGGGAUUGCACACAGAGCAACAUUACCCCUGCUGUUAAAAACGUGGUAGGACCCUGAGACUCGGCGAAGCGUUCCUGGAUAAACAAUGGCCAUAAUAACUCAUAAUAUGACGUAGGUUUUUUCGCGGUUGUGCUGUACAGCUCUCUGCAUGAGGGUUGAAUUGGUCAGUUUUCCCAAGCGCGAUGUGUAGAAUUGCAGCGCGUUUUCUUGAGGCCCCGUCCUGAUGGCAUUGUGGAAAAUUACCCAUGAUGCCCUCUGGCAUCGGUGCGUGUUGCUCGACACGAUCACCUUGCAUCCUACAGUAAAGCAACAUGAUUGUACAUCAAUGAACGCGUUAUUUAGGUGUCACGUACGAUCAUUUUGAUUCGAUCACUCCCCUGAAGUCUCAUGCAGUCGUUUUUUAAAAACAAUUCCAAAGCCUCCUCUCAUCGUUUCGUGAUCGGGUUAAUCAUCGUCAGUCACAUGGCAGGGACCAAUGCUCUAAAGUCAUAUUUCCCUUCGUCUAUGCAUCGGAUUUUUGUAAUUUUUUUUGAGUUUACGUUUAAAAGUACAUGCCUGAAAUAUAGUGCCAUUACAAGAGAUCUUGGUAGGAUUUCUUAAACUUUCCCUGGACCUUGUUUUAAUAACCACAGCACCCUGCCGUGCUAUGUGUUUUUUCAUAGUGUGCACAGUGUCACGUUUUGUUGGCUCGUAGAUUCCUUGACAUCUAGAAAUGUCCCAAUACUAUAUUUGCGCAGAGGUGUGUAGUGCAUUGCAUCCCUAACCGCUGUGUACUGUGUUUAAUUGCCAUCUGAUAUUGAUUAAAGUUUGUAUGCCAAAAUAAUGUUUUUAAUGCCAGCGAAACGAGAGUUUCGUUUCCCAAACAAGGCUCAAUCCCUGCAUUGUGCAACAUUUCCACAGUUUCACUCUCGACAGUUUUCAUUUGUUAAGGCUGCAGUUUAGUGCAAAACAACCAAAGUAAAUGACUCUGCAAGGUGCACUUGGUGUCUGCAUGACGCUGCACCUCGUUACACAAACACGACACGUGCUGCGUCUCGGUGCAUCGAUCUUGAGUUGUGCAUUUUCCGCAUUUCCAUUUGAUUCAGUGUUCGGCACAUUUAAUCGUCUAUGAGCCAGAGCAGAGAUUGGUAUCACCUACGGUAGCAACACCUCAGCAAUGCGUUUAUACGGUCCAUAAAAGUGAAUCACUUGAUCUGUUUUUACCAGAUACUUUUUUUAACUCCGAAAUUAUGCCCAUUAUUUCAUGACAUACUUUCCAAAUGCACAGCGUUGCGUGCUAAAAUAAAUGCGUGACCUUAGCAGCUAUUGCAACAUCCAUCCCCUGUGAGCGAUUAACUUUUAUUACCUUUCCAAAACAGCGUGGUUAUCGCGUAGCCUUAAACGUGCAGUGUACACGCCCGCUGAGACGCAUCGGCUGCUGUGGGUAACUUCAGUCGGGCAGCGGUGAUUUUAGCAGAAAUGCUUUCCCAACAGAAAAGCUGAAAAAUUCACAGCUCUGGUUCUUGUGGUGUCUCUGUUUAAUUCUGUGCUGUAGGGGUUUUUUUUGUCGUGCGAUCGCUUGCAACGUGCAAAUUGGAAAGUGGCGAAUUUUAAUCUGGUAACUUGACAUUCUGCCAAUAACCUUUAAAAACACCCUCGCUUGUUUCUGAAAUGCCAUAUACUGUAGUUUUACCAUGUUGAGACCGGAUCUGCCUGAUGUAAAAUUUCGACAUCGCAUCAAAAACCUGUAAUAAGUUUGAAUUGUAUAUAAGGAACUGUGUAUGGAACACUUAUGAAAUCCCUAAAGUUUGCAAGCAGAGGUUUUGCUAAAGACGAUGCUUAUUGGAACGGGUAAUGGAAAGGAACCAAUUUAUAUUUAAGUGCCUUAUGCGUUUAUUUUCAAAUUUGUCUUUGUCUUAAGAAUCAAAAACUCGUCUACAUCACUUUUCUUUAUAAAAUGUUAGUGUUCAUUCUCUUGAACUUGAUGCCACCCUGCCAUUGUUGAGUUUUAGUACUUUGUGGGGAUCUGGCCGAGUUGCCUCGGCGAGCGUUGCGUGCAUUUUUAAGCCUCUAUGGGUCAUAAUGGCUGGAUUCUUAUACACGGCUCUGGCUCAGCCAUCGCUCAGGUACGGCUUGGGCUCGAGCCCCUCUGUUGCUUACAAACAGGCAUGAGUGGAUCAUCCGUGGCCUGACUCAGGCUCAGCUCAUGGGAAUGCUGGGCAUGGCUGGGACCUUGCACAUAGGCAGGUCACGUUAAGCACGGCUUCGAGCCACGACUCACUUGAGCCAAGUCUGUCGAGCCCGUGAGAAAGGCCAAGCACACGUAUUGCAGUUGAAUGUGCCAACAGCCGACACGCAUCGGAGCCACCUCGUUCAUCAUCGGCAAUAAGUGUUAUUUAUAACGCGAACAAAGCAGAGAGGCGACAUUUAAAUAGCUGCCAGCGUUAUUUGUGGCUUUCUAUGCAAGUGCCUGCCAUUUUAGGCACCCAAAUCAAAAUAGAGCUCCACCAGCGUUCCCAGUUGCAGGUAAAAUUAAAUCGCAAUUACCCCAAUGUCACCAGAUAACUCUGCACGUCGAAUAAUCGCCACCAUUCUGAGUGCAGCAUUGGGUUCGGAGCAUAGGGAUAUCGGCGGCACAAUCCCCUAUGUGUAAUGAACAUUCAUAUUAAGCAGUUGUACUGUAACGGUCUAUAUACACAACGGAUGCCAUAUGAAGCCCGUUAAGGCCAAACAUGUUUUGUUUUGAAUUUGUACGGUUGCUCGAAGUACAGUAAACAAAAUUGCCAUUGUCAAUAUAACCGUCAACAAAUAAAGCAUGUAAUGAUUUGUCUCUUAAUCAACUCGUGAACGUUCAUUGAACCGUGCCUGUAGGAAUCGAUCACAAUUACACUUUAAUGCAAGUAAGCAAAGAGAAUGCAAGUCAACGCAAAAUAACACAAAUCAUUCUUGAGCAAUUUGCGAUCUAUCAUUACACGCAGCGAUGAGUAUCAUCAGCCAUAAACAUUUAACUGCUGGAUGAAGGCCCCCGCUAGCCGCUGCCACUUAUCGCGAUCCAGCGAUGCAACAAUCCAUCUAGCACCUCCACACGAGCUGAUUUCAUCACUCCAGUAACGAGCGAAGCACUUUAAAUCACUUGCACUGGUAGUGCUGAAUGUUUUCACAAAUCAACCAAUGACUGCCACUGAAAUUGCUCAAGUUGGAUAACAAUUGAGCAAUUUGACAGACAUGCAUGCAGGCCAGGUGCCAAAUCACCUGCCGCACAGGGAGAGCAGUCGCUGGGGGUGCCCAUCAAAUGUUUUUGAUUAAAUGUCAGGUGCUUUGAGUUACCGAGGCCAUAUAAAUGCAAAAGUUAUUCCCAGUCCUGCCAAAACAAUCAUUUAAAACGUCAACUUCAUUUAGUUUAAAGUUGAGUGCGCUUGGCGUCCCAGAGCGUUGGGAAUUAUUUUGUUGUGUUUAUCUCUGCGGGGUGUAUUUUGUUUCAUGGUAACAACACAGACGCACCAGCUGACCUGUCUGAACGCGCUUACACGUUGCGCGUCGGAAAUCAGCGUUCGGAUGAGGUUCUCGCCUGAAUGUAAAAUUGCUGCUUGAAACGUGACAUUGCCAGGAAUGAUUCGAGAACGAUCGACCGUUUGAGAUGAACGUAGAUCAUGCAGCUGAAUACUUGCAUCGUUAAUUGCUUGCAACUGGAUUGAUCGCUACCUCCUGAUUACUCACGAAUCCAGAGACAUCUCCUGAAGCCAGCGACCAUCGGCCCUUGUCUUGUGCUCGGCUUUUUAUCGUGUCCCGUGUUUGGGGGGGGUGCCAUAUGUAAUGUUUCGUAUUCUAAAUAAAAAAUAUAAAAGUCGUGUUAAACGCA
Petromyzon marinus (sea lamprey) is the source of this 5206-nucleotide messenger RNA. Its product is annotated as tropomyosin-like. Lineage: Eukaryota; Metazoa; Chordata; Hyperoartia; Petromyzontiformes; Petromyzontidae. The record is from RefSeq and is a predicted model, not a curated record.